AUGGGUGGAAAUAUUCAGCUGGCGCAGGUGGUGCUUGAACGUUCCAAACGAGCUGGUGUUGGUAUCGACACUCGUGACAACGAUGGAUGGACGCCACUCUUGUGGGCUAACGGCGCCGACCCUAACGCCAGAGGGAAAGGAGUGGACCGACAGUGGACGGUUCAUGAAGUGGCGUACUAUUACCACGCUGACAGGUGA
This is a messenger RNA of Fusarium graminearum PH-1, 198 nucleotides long. RefSeq lists its product as uncharacterized. Bases 1 to 198 code for a protein of 65 amino acids. NCBI's taxonomy places the organism in Eukaryota, Fungi, Ascomycota, Sordariomycetes, Hypocreales, Nectriaceae. The record is from RefSeq and is a predicted model, not a curated record. The transcript has 2 exons.